Molecule: messenger RNA, 1166 nt
Organism: Linum trigynum
Lineage: Eukaryota; Viridiplantae; Streptophyta; Magnoliopsida; Malpighiales; Linaceae
Source: the annotation of a GenBank genome assembly
CGUUUUCUGUCAAACUAGUUUAUAUGGUGUAUAAUUGAUGGUAGGAUAUCAAUUUCUAAAAUCCCUAGCCUAAAGUAGACUAUUUGGCUAUAAUUCUUGCUAUAAUAAUAAGGUAUUAACCCAUAAUAAUAUGAUUUUGUUAAUGUGUCAAACAAUCCUCAAACUUGGGCCAUAAAAACUGUUUAUCUCAACGGGCCCAAGCUUGGGAUUAGGUAAGGGCCUAGUCCGUUACUGUCUCUACUCUCUAGUCGCGAAACUGGAACUUGGAAGCAUGCCCAGUUCACAUCUCUUGUUGGCAAUCCUCUGAAUAUCAGAACAAAAUUAGUAGGAGAAAACCCCGCGGCGGCCGCUGAACAGCCGGCGACGAAGACUUUUUAUUCACCUCACCUCCCGCUCUCCGAUCGGCCAGCGACCGAGCUCGAAGAAGAAUCAAUCUCGAGACUCUCAGGUGAGUUUGGGUAACUUAUUUAUCAGUCUUGAACCCUAAAGCCUCAGAUUUUUAUUUUUAUGUUCGGAAUCGAAUUCAAUCCAAUCGCUGGUUGCAUAGGGUUUCCUGUUUCUUGCUUUUCUCAGGGUUUUCUUCCUAAUCGCGAGCUGAUAUCAGUUUUGAAUACCAUGACUGUUCUUUUCCCCCACAGGCGAUAAGCUCUGAAACGAUGUUCAAUUUGACCUCGAGGCUCUGCAGAGGGUUGAAUCUGAAGGAGCUAGUCACUAAUGCCCCUGUCUAUGAAACCUUCACCGAUGGGUCCGCCACCGGCGGCCUGAACGUGAUGUUCCGCCGAUGGGCUACAAAGAAGACUGCUGGAUCCACAAAGAACGGACGAGACUCCAAGCCCAAGAACCUGGGAGUCAAGAAAUUCGGUGGGGAGAGAGUGAUUCCGGGGAAUAUCAUAGUUCGGCAGCGAGGGACGCGAUUUCAUCCUGGAAACUACGUCGGGAUCGGGAGAGAUCACACUCUGUUCGCAUUGAAGGAAGGAAAUGUCAAGUUCGAGACUCACAAGCUCAGUGGUCGGAAAUGGGUUCACAUUGUCCCCAAAGAAGGCUAUGAUCUCCACCCUGUUUAUGCCGAUGCAAGCUCUGGUUCCCCAGAAAUGGCGAUGAAGACCGCAUCUUGAAAAAAUUCAAACUGAUCAGCCUGGUGUUAUCAAUAACCCUCUCUUUCAACU